This is a messenger RNA of Mauremys reevesii (Reeves's turtle), 1530 nucleotides long. RefSeq names its product T cell immunoreceptor with Ig and ITIM domains (gene TIGIT). Lineage: Eukaryota; Metazoa; Chordata; Testudines; Geoemydidae. The record is from RefSeq and is a predicted model, not a curated record. Gene Ontology annotation, cellular component: cell surface. Gene Ontology annotation, molecular function: signaling receptor binding. The transcript is spliced from 5 exons. Bases 203 to 952 code for a protein of 249 amino acids. Gene Ontology annotation, biological process: negative regulation of interleukin-12 production; positive regulation of interleukin-10 production; negative regulation of T cell activation.
CUGCCCUGGCUGCUGCUCUAGUUCUGACUCUUGCCCUCUGCUUCCCGGCUCUGGCUUGUUCCCUGGACUUGGUAACUUGGCUCCUCAUUUGGGUUCUGGUCACUAGGCCUGAUCACCCCAGUCCUGGUCAUUAGUCUGCAUCCAGCCUUCCUGGACCUACAGAAAGUGAUGCACGACAUCUGGAGCAAAGGAUGAUGGUGUCAUGAAAGUGGCUUCCUACCACACCAUGGGCAAUCAAAGGUGUACAAUUCCUCACCUCAGGAACACUCAUGCAAGGUCAGUCAGGGACACAACGGAGAAAAUUCUAACAGCUGGGAAUGUUUCUGCAGUUGAAAACAGCAACAUCACCCUGUGGUGUUCUCUCUCUUUGACCAAUGCCAUUGUGUCGCAGGUGAACUGGAACAGGUGUAACAAGGUCAUGCUUGCAGUUUACCUAAGCAAAGAUAAAGCCAUAGUCCAGCCGGCAUUCACUGAGAAGGUAUCGCUGGCAGCAGAAUAUGGGAUAACAAUCCACUUAUUAGGAGUCAAUGACACUGGGGAUUACUGCUGUGAAUUUCACACCUUCCCUUAUGGGAUAUUUGAAGGGAGAAUGUUCCUGGAACUGACAGGAACAUCAGAGGAGACGACCCUUUGGAAGAACCUUCCAUACAUAAUCAUCAGCCUGAUAUUGGGAGUUCUGCUCCUAGUGUGUUUCGUACUCUGGAUCCUCAGGAGAAAGAAACAAACUCAGAAGAUCCAUGUGCCGCCCCAUGUCCUGCAGAAGGCACCUUCCAGCAGCAGUGGGGAGGACUGCAGCUCACAAAACCCCACCACAGGCAGCUCAGCAGAGGCCAGCGUGGCAUCUGCCAGCAGCGUGGGAGCUCAGGAGGAGUCCGAUGAUGGUCAUGACUAUUUCAACGUCUUGCGAUACAAAAGCCACAGCAGCAGGAGCACUGUGGUACAAAUGGGGUAGCUGGGUGGGGAGGAGGGAGUUUUGGCUGUGGGGAAGCAUAAUGAUCCUGCAUCAGAUCUUUUGUUGAAACCUUUCUGCUUCCUCCAGCAAGUCUCGUAAAACAGUCUGGAGGUUGACUGGUCAAGAGAAAGGAUAUGUGUGGUGGUGAUGGGAGGGAGAAGUACACAGCAUUGUUGUAGACAGGCUCAGGGUGUUUGCACUGGAUGAAUCAAGAGAUUGGAAAGGGCCUUUACCUUCUGGGUUUUGUUCAAAAUCCCAUCCAGGCUGGUAGCGACAAGACGUUGUUACUAACUGAAGGGCUGCGUGGAGGUCACAGGCCAGUUUCCUAGGGCUACCAGUGACCACAUCACAACUUGGGGAAGAAAACUGGUUCAGGAGAGAAGCAAGGUAAUGACUGAGCCAUGGACAUUGCCUUCUCCUCUCAUCUCUGGGGAUGGUCUCUCAAGAGCAGGGCUGAGGAACACUAACUGGGGGGCUAUGUGUGGGAAUGGUGCCAACCCAUCUGCUGCUGCCUGGACUGUACCUGAUCUGAUGGACGGUGUCAUAAACAGAUAGUUAAGGGUUAAUGCCUCUUUUAC